Molecule: messenger RNA, 1881 nt
Organism: Megalops cyprinoides (Indo-Pacific tarpon)
Lineage: Eukaryota; Metazoa; Chordata; Actinopteri; Elopiformes; Megalopidae
Product: B-cell receptor CD22-like
Exons: 9
Coding region: 1-1881 (626 amino acids)
Source: RefSeq, a predicted model, not a curated record
AUGCUCUGGCAUAUUGACAAUGAUCAUGGUAAAGGGGAGCCUAAAGACUUGACUCUAAACUCACAGUACAGUCAGCGAGUGCAGUACCUUGGGAAUAAGGAACACAAUUGCACUUUUAGAAUAAACAAUCUGACAGAGAGAGAUUCAGCAACAUAUUGUUUCAGGUUCCUGACAAAUACAUAUUCUGGGAAAUUUAGUGGUAUACCUGGUGUCACACUGACAGUCAGAGCUUUACAGGUGAGUGUGAACCCUGACACAGUGAGUGAGGGAGAGAGGGUCACACUGACCUGUAACACCACCUGCACUGUGAAUUACAGUCUAGCCUUCAUCUGGUAUAAGAAUGGAAAUCCUCUACCCAACAUCAACCAGAACCUCCAGUUCUCAGCCAGCAGUGAAGAUGCAGGCAGCUACUCCUGUGCUGUAAAAGAUGGCCCCAAAAGUGCUUCAGUGUCAGUCCGUCCCUCUGGUGAAAUAGUGGAGGGCAGUUCAGUGACUCUGACCUGCAGCAGCAAUGCCAACCCACCAGUGUACAGUUACACCUGGUAUAAGAAUAGAUAUAGACUGUUAAGGACAGGAUCAGAACCAGCAUACACUUUUGAAGAUGUCACAUACUUGGAUGCUGGAGAAUACUACUGUGAGGCCAAGAAUGACAUUGGGACAGUAAAAUCUCCUCAUCUAUAUCUCAAAGUGCAAUAUGCUCCCAAGACCACCUUAGUGACAGUCAAUCCCUCUGCUGAAAUAGUGGAGGGCAGUUCAGUGACUCUGACCUGCAGCAGCAAUGCCAACCCACCAGUGCAGAGCUACACCUGGUUUGUGCAAAAUCAACAUGAAGCUUUGCAGACAGGAAAAGAGCAGACAUACACCAUAGCAGGUGUCAGCAAAACCCAUGCCGGAGAGUACUACUGCGAAGCCCAAAAUGAUGUUGGGAAAGGCCAGUCUCCUCACCUACAUCUCAAUGUGCAGUACUCUCCCAAGAACACCUCAGUGUCAGUCAGUCCCUCUGGUGAAAUAGAGGGGGGCAGUUCAGUGACUCUGACCUGCAGCAGCAAUGCCAACCCACCAGUGCAGAGAUACACCUGGUUAAAGAAGAGUUUGAAUCUGAAAAUAGAUCCUGGUACAGUGAGAGAGGGAGACAAUGUGAAACUGACCUGCAGCACCACCUGCUCUCUGCACAGUCCAACCUUCAUCUGGUAUAAGAAUAGAAAUCCUCUAUCCAACACCAACCAGAUCCUCCAGUUCUCAGCCAGCAGUGACGAUGCAGGCAGCUACUCCUGUGCUGUAAGCGGCUAUGAGAGUCUCCCUUCCACCGCAGUGACUCUCAUUGUGAGAUAUGCUCCCAUGAACACCUUACUGACAGUCAGUCCCUCUGCUGAAAUAGUGGAGGGCAUUUCAGUGACUCUGACUUGCAGCAGCAAUGCCAACCCACCAGUGCAGAGUUAUGGCUGGUUUAAGAAAAAUCAAUAUGAAGCCUUGCGGACAGGAAAAGAGCAGACAUACACCAUAGCACGUGUCAGCAAAACCCAUGCCGGAGAGUACUACUGCGAAGCCCAAAAUGAUGUUGGGAAAGGCCAGUCUCCUCACCUACAUCUCAAUGUGCAGUAUGCCCCCCAGAGCACCUCAGUGUUAGUCAGUCCCUCUGGUGAGAUAGUAGAGGGCAGUUCAGUGACUCUGACCUGCAGCAGCAAUGCCAACCCACCAGUGCACAACUACACCUGGUUUCAGAAGAAUGAAACUGGAGUCUGGCAGACUGGAUCAGGACAGAGUUUGAACUUUUCUAACAUCAGAUCCUGGAACAGUGGACAGUACUACUGCGAGGCAAAGAACAAGAUCAGAGCUCAUAACUCUACUGCUCAGCUGAUCACAGUACAAGGCAUCAGUUAG